Molecule: messenger RNA, 4518 nt
Organism: Cynoglossus semilaevis (tongue sole)
Lineage: Eukaryota; Metazoa; Chordata; Actinopteri; Pleuronectiformes; Cynoglossidae
Gene: anln2
Product: anillin, actin binding protein 2
Exons: 25
Coding region: 364-4119 (1251 amino acids)
Biological process (GO): mitotic cytokinesis; actomyosin contractile ring assembly; septin ring organization
Cellular component (GO): actomyosin contractile ring
Source: RefSeq, a predicted model, not a curated record
GUGCCGUAAAGAGCAGAAAAGCUGCGCCAGUAAAUUUACGAAAAGUACGAGAAAGCGUGAGAAUUUUUACAGAAUUAUCAUUUCAUGGCCCGGUUGAGUGUUCAUGGACCUGUGUCUCUGUUUGAGAUUAUAAAAUAGAUUUUGAUGCAAAACGAUACCGUUGAUAACGUGACAAAAUCGUGAAUACCAACCGCCGUAAAACAGGCAAAAGGAACAGACAAACGUCAGUGGACGCGCUGAAAUUCAAAAUUAGAGGAGGAGACUGAAAGAGCAGAACAACAAGAAAAGUAUUUCCGACUUUCUGUCAGUUAGAUUCAAUUUAUUGCAACACUAAGUCCGUGCGGGCUUUCUUCUCGGCUCAGUAUGGAGGCUGGCCAGGACAACAGUGGUAACCUCAGCAUGAAGAGACAGAGAGCUCCUCUGUCAGAUUCUGAAGACAACGUCGUCACGUCAGAGAUAAAUGAUGGCCAGAAACGGAGACGUCUUGAGGCGCCAGGUGUUGAGAACCAAAGCCCUAAACCAUCCAAUUCGGGGCGCAUCGCUGAGCUCGGGAUUAAGGCGGAUACACCAAUAGUUCCCUCGAUCUUCUCGCGAGUCCAACAGCUCACCCAGAGAAGAGAGGGAGCUCCACCCACCCAGAGGUGCCUGUCAGACCCAGGUAGUGACAGCAUAACUAGCAUUCAUGACCAGGAUGUCAAGGCGCACCUUCUUGGUGAGACGGAGUUCAACCAGCGACUUGAGCGAUUUAAAGUACCGGUGUUUGAGCCUAGUCCCACGCAAAAUUCUGCAAGCUGCUCUCGAACUCGCUCCAACUUUGUAUCUGACAUCCAUCAGAAACUCCAGGGCGACACCACACCGAGCUCCAAGCAGGCUUCUCGUAUGCGACAGGAACGGGAGCAGGAAUUGAGCAAGUUGCAAUUCCAACCAAUCAGUGAGAACGCCUGGCUGAAGAGGAGCAGUUCUGAUUCCUCAGUGACGCAGGUUAGGACUCCUCCUGGUUCUUCAUCUCCCUCAUCGGUUCCUAGAUCUAGAAGGAGAGUUCAGUGGCCUCCUGUACAGCCCUUGGAUGCUGAGAGUGAAGCAGAGAUCAGAGAUGGAAGCUUCACUGAGACUUUAUCUUCAGUGGCUGAUCAUUCACAGACAGUUACAAUAGGUGGGAGAGCAGCUCCUGACCCUGAAGCCCCAUCAGUGUCUGUAGGUCAGCUGCGGAUGCUGUGGAAGGAAGGAGUUGAGGAGGACAAAGAUCACAGUGUUUUGGUCCAAAAUGAAGAAAAAAUGCUUGUGUCUCAACAACAACAACAACCAGAGACUGUAGUCAAGUUGUCUUUUGGUGAGGAUCAGAAAGUGUCAGUCGAGGAGGCCAGACUGCUAGAGUUAACCCCCACUGACAAGUUGAACAAAAAAGACACCAGUGGAGAGAUCGAUUUAUUUGAAGAUAGUGACCAUCAGAUGGACAGUUCUUCAUGUGACGAGGAGAUGAUCGAGCCGUCAACGGAUGAGGAGUUAAAGAUGUGGAGGUAUCCCAAUUACGUGAGGCAUGAAGAGUCCGUUGUAUCAGAAGAGGAAGAGGUGGAAGAAUUAGCUGUAGGGAGAGAGGAGAAAGGAGAGGAAGAAGUCAGUGUUUUAGAUCAGAGUCAAGUGUCUGUAGUCCAGAGCAUGGAAUCUUACUUGGGUGACGUUUCAACUGAGAUCCCUAGUUCUUGUGAGGUACCGAAAGAUUCUUCACUAUGUAGAGAGCAGGUAACCACAGAGUCCUGUAAUGGAUGUAAUCAGGACAUGAUUAAUGGAGAUGAUAGUAAUGUUACAGUAUCACCAGAUCAGAAGGACAUAGAAGGAUGCACUGUGGAGAAUGACAAAUGUUGUGAACAGUCAGAAGAUACGCAGACAUUUACCGAUGAUGAGAAACAGACAGAUCUGUCUUCACACAGCAGAGAAGAGGAGAUGUCAAGAUGUCUCACUGUAGAUGAGACUCCAGACGAAACCCCGACAGUUGAACUAGAUCUUCAGAAAAAUACUGGAGACACAGUGCAUCCAACAACAGAUAAUCUAAUAGACAUUUGUGAUGAUCCAUCUCUUUGUCUGACAAAGUCAGAAGUGACAGACACAGUGGCAGAAGGAAUUGAUAAGAAAUGUGAUUGCUCAGAUGAUUUGUUAGUAGAAAGUUGCAAAGCAGAGGAGGGAGAGAACUCCAAGAAAGUUACUUUCAUGCUGGAGCCUGAACUGAUCAGUGGUUCAGGCCUGUGUCAGGCCAGCACCUCUGAGGAGCCCAGAGCAGAGACGAGCCUGUCAGAUGUUGAACUGAGCUCUCAUGACGACACCAACACUAAUGAAAUCAUCGAUCAGAUGUUCGAGGAGGUGCUAGAAUACGCUGGCAGGAUGGAGGACCAGAGACGGGGAGGAGAUGAGGACGCGGAGGACGGUGAUAGUGGCAUAGGUGCGUGCAUGGGAGACAAAGACAAAAUGGACACUGAUUUUGAGAAGGAGCCAAGCGAAGAAGAGGGCGAGGCCAAAGAGGAGUGUGAGGAGGGCAACGGAGACGAGCUACUCACUUUCCCUCCCAGCGGCAUUCUCUCACCUCUGAGCAAGUCUGUGGAGGCCGUGGUCACCCCGCUGCGGUUAGCAGCCAGCCAGGAAUCAAAUCCUCCAUCUCUGCUCCUGACUCCUGAAGAAAACCCCGCCCCUCCUGUUGAAUCUGCUCCUCUCUACAGUGUGGAUGCCUAUCGCACACAAAGACAGUGUAAGAUGCCCACCGCUCAGAGCGCCACACCCGGCGUACAGAGGCGAGCUCCAGAUAAGACGCAGCCUCAACGUUCUGUCAACACCAAGGAGAGAAUCACGGCUCUUAAUGAGGAGGCAGGGAAGCUGCAGACUGUGAUCAACCAGACCCUGCAGGCUCUCAGCUGCUGCACUGAUGAGGAGCACGGGCGAGGCUCACUGGAGGAGGCUGAGGCAGAAAAACUUCUGCUGGUGUCUUGUGAGAAACGCUCAGCUCUGCUGGCAGAGGUUUCCAGACUGAGACAGGAGAGAAACUUAGAGUCUGGAGAAGCAGCAGGAAAUGACGAAGAGCAGGUUUCCCAGCAGCCCUGCAGAGGGACUGUCAGCAUCACUAACAUCCAGCUGCCACUGAAGGUUGAAUUUGUCUGUUCCUCCCACAGCCGGACAGGUCGACCGAGUCACUACUUCUUCAUCCUGAUCCGCUACGGGCCCUGCAACAUCAUCGCCACCCCACUGGCCACAGCUGCUGAUGCUCAGAAUGGAGACACUAUCUCCUUCCCCACAUCUGUCACUCUGAAGGACAUCCGCUCAUCAUUUGAGAUCGAUGUGGAAGUCUACAGUCUGUCCCACACUUCAGGUGGAAACUGCAGCACCGACCGCGGCACCACCAAGUCACGGGUUACGCCAAGAAAGUUACUAAACACCAUUACAAGAUCCAGUAACACUCUGACAACUGCUACACUGCCUGCACUCAACACCAGACGCUCCAGCAACUUUUGUCUGGUGGGCUCCCAUAAGCUGACCCUGACCUCACUGGGGCACAGCAAGUUUCCUCUGGAUAAGAUGAAACUUGAAGGCAAAAUCAGGAGACUGCUGGGAGAUGAGUUUCAGGAAAAGGUGCCCUUUCUCUCUCCUCUAGAGGGCAACAUCUAUUUGCGGUUGGACAGCCAGGGUCACUCCAAUGUGCAGCACCAAGGAUUCCUGACGAUGUUUGAGUUGAUCAGUGGAUACGGGGUGUGGCAUCGCAGAUAUUUUGUCCUGGAGGAAUGCAGCUUGUAUUACUGGAACCACCCUAACGAUAAAGAAACCAAGAGUGCAGAGGGCUCCAUCUCUUUGUCCGGCUCCCUCAGUCAGUGUGUCAGACCCGUCAAGAGGGACUCGUGUGCUCGACCUUUCACCUUUGAGUUGGUCAACAACGUUCCUCAUCAGCAGCAGGAUGAGAGCCAGGAAGCCUUAGCCAAGUGCUGGUUCUCUGCUGACACCAAAGAAGAAAAACUUGACUGGAUGGAAAAGCUGAACCAGUGUCUUUUGGACUAUCAAACCUGGAACAGAACCCCGGCUGCUCAGACUGACAGUCAGCAGUCGAACACCAGCAGCGGGAACCUGAGAGAGAGCAUUCUGUGAUUCCGUGACCAAACUGACUCACAGAUUUAAAUCUAAUUCUUACAGUGUUGGAGAGGCCUGUGAUUGGCUGCCUCUGUUAUAGCGUUAUAGUCAAGCUGCCAAAUGAAGAUUGUAUGACGAGGUGAAUUCAGAUAAGGGAUAAAUGUUGGGAGAGUUUGAGUUUAUUUUUUUUAACCUGAAUCCAAUCAGUCCUGUUGGUUUUUUCCUUUUAUUUGAUAAGCUACAGUUGCCACUUUUUUUUUUAGUUUUUCAGGAUUUCUUGAUUUCGUGGAAAUCAGUUUUUAUUUCAGUUUUUUUUUUUUACAAUGGCAAUCAGCUGCUUCAGCCGUCGUCGGCACUGGUAUAGUCACUUUCAGAAGGUAAUGGGAAAAAGUCUAUUAAAUAUCGUGACUUAAAUAU